GUCAACUUUCAUUGUUGUUUGUUAUUGUACACUUUACCCUACUUUGUUUACAACGGAUGGUUAACUAAAAUCGUCUGAUUUGUGAAGAAACUUAAUCUGAGUAUAUUUUAAGCUCCGUGCUCCUCUGAUCCCUGAAAGCUAUAAAAAUGUUGAUUUCCUGCCACAGUUGUAAGAUAAGAAAUCCGAGAUGUUUCACAAGUGUGAAAACUCCCUCCUCCUCAUUUGACAAUGUCAGAUUAUGCUGAACGUAUCCGGAGCAGGAUGUCUGGAUCUCCAGAUCAUAUUCCUCAGUCCUACCCUCCCAUAGGAUCAAUUUCUGGGAGCCUUGAUCCUCCUAGAGCUAUCACAGAGGGAUCCAACAAAAGACAGUUCUUGGCAGCUUUCGCAGCAACUAUGGGAAACCUUGUGAUGGGAACAUGCAUAGCUUGGUCAGGUUCAGCGCUCCCAGGUCUCAAACUACCUGCAGCUCAGGACGGAUUUGAAGUCACUGAAUCAGAGGGGAGUUGGAUCGGUAGUUUACUCCCCCUGGGAGCCCUACUAGGAGCACCACUAGGAGGUUAUCUCAGUUCCAGGUUUGGUAAGAAGGGGGCAAUGUUCCUAGACGCAGGAUUCUUCUCUGUUGGAUAUCUGAUUCUAGCUGUAGCUCCGGUAACCUGGACCCUAUAUAUUGGUAGGUUUGUAUGUGGAAUAGCUACUGGAAUAUCCUGCACUACCUGCCCAAUAUAUGUAGCAGAAAUUUCAACUCCCAAUUACCGCGGGCUCCUGGGUUCAGGAAUGCAGGUUAUGGUUGUUUUAGGAGUUCUCCUAUCUAUCUCUGUUGGAGCAGUUCUAUCCUGGAGAUGGCUGUCUAUAGUAUGUCUAGCCGCAGUGCUCCUCUGGUCAGUUCUUCUAUUCCUGGUACCAGAAACUCCAGCUCAGCAUAUAAUGGACAAGAAGUAUAGAGAAGCUCGAGAGUCCCUGGAAUGGUUGAGAGAAACUAUCUAUGUCGAAGCGGAGUAUGAAGAAAUUCAACAAAGUGUUGAGGAUGGAAUAUCCAGGUCUGGAGGAAUACAAGAUCUGAUUAAGUCGGAGAAUCUUGCUCCGCUCAUCAUUUCUCUAGUUUUGAUGUUUGGUCAGCAGAUGAGCGGGAUGAAUGCAGUUCUAUUUUACGUUGUGGAUAUAUUCACUGCUGCAGGGAGCAGUAUUCCACCCUCUAUUGAGUCAAUUAUAGUCGCUCUAGUUCAAGUAGUUGCAACCAUACUCGGAGCAAUCUUCAUGGACAAACUUGGAAGAAGAUUUCUCCUCAUUUUUUCUUCUCUUGUCAUGGUGAUAUCUAUAUCCUCUGUAGGUGCUUACUUCUAUAUCAAGGAUAACCUCGGAGAUACAGAUCUAGCGACGAAACUUCAAAUCCUUCCUGUCGCGUCUCUAUCCAUCUUUGUGUUCGCCUUCAGUGUUGGAUUUGGACCAAUACCUUGGCUCAUGACCGCAGAAAUAUUCUCCCCCGAGGUUCGAGGUCCAGCAUCAUCUAUAGCGACUGCGUUCAAUUGGGCCCUAGCAUUCAUUGUUACCAAGUUCUUUUCCAACCUUGUUUCUGCGAUCUCGGAAGCAUUCUCAUUCUGGGUCUUCGGAUCUCUCACUGCACUCGUUCUAUUGUUCUGCGUUCUUUUUGUUCCAGAAACUAAAGGAAAAAGUUUAGAUAGUAUCCAGAGUAUGUUCCGGUCUGGUUCUCCGUACUUCCUGGAGAUAGGAGUGUGGAAGCUGUGUAGGAGAAGAAGUAGACCCGACCAAGUUCUUCUAGUUGAGGAGGAGUAUUAAAACCUUGAGAUUGAGAUUAUUAUUCUCAGAUCUGAUUUGUGCAACGCUCUGUGAUAGUCAUAAAUUUUUCUCUUUCAUUGUUAUUAUUUAAGUAAUAAAAUUUUUCUCAACCAUA
Molecule: messenger RNA, 1909 nt
Organism: Eurytemora carolleeae
Lineage: Eukaryota; Metazoa; Arthropoda; Copepoda; Calanoida; Temoridae
Product: facilitated trehalose transporter Tret1
Exons: 2
Coding region: 229-1794 (521 amino acids)
Biological process (GO): carbohydrate transport; transmembrane transport
Cellular component (GO): membrane
Molecular function (GO): sugar transmembrane transporter activity
Source: RefSeq, a predicted model, not a curated record